Messenger RNA from Marasmius oreades (fairy-ring Marasmius), 3759 nucleotides. RefSeq lists its product as uncharacterized. Lineage: Eukaryota; Fungi; Basidiomycota; Agaricomycetes; Agaricales; Marasmiaceae. The coding region runs from base 166 to 3234 and encodes 1022 amino acids. The transcript is spliced from 3 exons. The record is from RefSeq and is a predicted model, not a curated record.
CAGCAGUUGUGCUGCACUGACCUUCACGAUCAGCAGUCUUCUUUUCCUUGACUUAAGAUCUUGGGAAGGCACUCUUCUCUCGUCGAGUGCUACUGUUGUCGGCGUCGUCACACACGUCUAGCAAGGUUCUUUACCGCCAUCCCCCCCAAAGUCUUUCAGCCCUCCAUGGCCGCCACUCUUUACCCUUCAGCUGCUGAUUCUGGACCUGGAGUGCAUUCUAGUGCAUACUCAAGGUCUCUUAUGACAGACUAUGAAUUCAGAGACGGUCGGUAUCCAUCGUUACCCCCGCAUUCAACAUUAAAAGGCACCACGAGGUCGAGCCCUGUGUUACUGGGUACUCAGAACAUGACUGCUUGGGAGAAGGAGGCGAAAGAAGACGAUGAAUACUUCAAACAGAGGCUGGUCACUGCAGAUCCGAGUACGACAGAGAAGACUUCAUCGUCGCAAGAAUAUUCAUCUCCAGAACAGAAGCUUUCUCCUUCCAGCCGGGCAACUCAGUCUUCGGUCACUCCUCAAGCUCAAGCUGGCCCAUCUUCAUCGCCCAUUAAUCAGUCCCAGGAGCAACCCAGGAAUGCUGUAUCAUAUUCGUUACCUCAAGGCGCGCCUCGGCGAGUAGUCGAACGUUACAGUCUUGAAAACAGUGACCUUCCCCAAUUGCCUCCUCAAAUUCCUGCUGAAGCAUUACCCGCACCCGACGAACCAACUCGCAGCAGUGCUCCUCAACCACAACAUCCCCCAGAACUUACCAUUCCUUCAGCACCACGCCACCCAUCUUUACCAGCAGCAGGAAUCGGAGCAAGCAAUCCAAAUAAUCAAAACAGAUCCACCUCUCCGUCAUUCAUGCCAUUAUCAGCCUCUCCCACUUACAAUCCACCGGUUUCAACGAGGCAAAGAGCGUACCCUCAACAACCGACGUUUAUAAACAAUCCUACGCCAGUCAACCCUGUUUAUCUCCCCAAGAACCCUCUGGCAGAAGAAGUCUGCCUAGAAUGUGCCAUGCGAGAUCAAGAUAUGGCCGAUGUGGAUGUCGCUUCCCCAGGAGUGUGGGAUAGGGAAAGCGAUAUCCAUUACGAGGAACUCAAACGGAGAGAAGCAGAGGAGGAAGCUACCGGUAUCAUAAACACUGAGACACCCCCCAGACCUCGGGCGUAUGGUGGGAAGUUAACUGAACAGAAUAUUAAGUUAUGGUUAAGUGUGAACCCACGCGAACCAACAUCCCGACAACAGACUCUGAAUACGUUUGUCAAGUCGCAGCGGGCGUUGUUGGAAGCUCAAGCCACCGCACAAACCAAGGCUAUCAAAGAGGCUCGACAGUUGGAUAACCGGAUGCGCGAUGCCUACUCCCAGCUGAGGCGUUCGGCAUAUGACACGGGCAACAGUGCGGCCCCUGCUGAUGAUACUGGUGGAAUCCGCAUUAAACCACCGUCUACCCCAUCUUCACCCGCAUUUGCUCCCACUCAUGAGCGUACUCAUUCCAGGGACGUCACCCUUCUCGAAAAUGGGAUGAUAGUUGAACAUGUCGAUGUGCGGAAGGAGGAACGAGAAGUAAGGUCCAGGCAGCGAAGAGAGGAAAGACGGGCUAGAAAGUCAUCGCGCAGUUCUGUGAUUGAUGCGACUUCCUUCGUCUCUACUCAUAGUCUGGUCCUUCCCACAUCUCAUACGGACAAUGGUAUCGGCCUGUCUCCGUACUCUCGACUUUCCCAAGCGAGUUCAGCACCGAGACCUAUGAGUGUCUUCACCGGUCCUGGCGAUCGCCCUGAUAUUCCACGUGCAUAUUCGCAGGCAUCGUUCUCGGAUAUGCAAAGCUUAUCUCCUUCACCAAGACGGUCUCGUUUCUUUGGUGGCUUAAGAGGCAGCGGAUGGCUCAGCCAAGACAGUCUGGCACCAUCUGGGAUGUCUGGAAGCAUGAUUGAUAUGCACGUCGCCCUUCAGCGUGAGGCUGAGCGCAAGAUUGAUGUGGUGUCUCCGGCUGAUAUGAACCACAAUGGCAAUUACUGGCCGAAGGUGGAGUUGGAAACAACCACAUCCGGGCAGUCUUCACAGGAGAAGAAGAAGAAGAAAGGUCUGGCAAAGAUAUGGCAGAUGGUCACCCGAUCAAAAGACAAGAGCAGGCCCCAGGAAGCCUCGGACUCUAUGCCCAAAGUUGACGAUGAUUUUCCACUAGCACCUCCUCCCCCACUUUCGUAUCUCGUCGAUCGUAUGCCUGGGGAAAGACAUACUUCAAGCUCCACAGCCUCUCUUCCAUCUACGGUUUCCCCAAAGUUCGGAUUGACAGCCAGUGUUUCGCCCGUCACCGCACCUUCCUCUAGCAUUCCUUCACCUACUUCUUCUGGUCAGUCCGGUGCUGAUCAAGACACUGUGGCACCUGAAGACAAACAAGUCAAUGGUAAGGCUUUUGGCGUGGAUCUCCGGCAGCCAGAGAGCGGUCGCCUUAGUCCCAAAGGCGUCCAUUCAGCGUUGUCGGAACCUGAUCUUCGAGGACGCGCUUCCCCUAGACCACCCAGUUCGCCGCCGCCUCCUCUUCCCAAUAACGGUUGGCUUACACCGCUUACCUUAUCUCCAGCUUUCCGUGAUAAGUCAUUACCACCUCUACCUGCUGAAGCGAUGCCCCGACCUGACUGUACCUCAAGUGAUACUCGUCCACGAACCGUUUACACUUACGAUUGUCAAUUACCUCCGGGGGCAUCGCCUAAUCACGAUUUCCUACCCCCGAGUGCACCUUUCCGAAGUACUGGCGCGAGACGGCAGUCGUUUGGCGGUUUGACUUCGAGGCCGAGGUUUGAAAACAUCCUGAGUAGGACCACCAAUGGGUUAGCUUCUCGGCCUCUUACCGCCAACUACGACGAGUUUGGAAGUUCGAGACGGUCUCUCGGUUUGAGAGAUCUCAUAUCCCCUGCGCGGAAUUCUGUCGCUGUUCCAACGAAGCGAAAAUCUCGGUUCGGUUUAUCGUCGCUAUUUGGGAAGAAAAGCCUUGUGUCAGAAAAAGACAUGAACAAAGAAAGUUAUAUGCAUUCUCCCACCGUUUACAGUGAUGGGCCCGAGGAUGUCCUGACAGGUUACGCGGCGUCGUCGCGACAUAGCGUCCUGAGCAGCAAUACUGGUGGGCCUGCUUCCGGUCUCCGCAUGUCGGUCGCUUCAAGGAAGGGUUUGGAAGAUCUCGUUGCUCAGGAUCCGGAAUUCGUUGCAUAUCGGUAUCCUUCACAAGAUCAACGUCUAGAAAUGUUUACUAGGUAGCUGCGGAAUUCGUCAUCAUGCAGAUUCCUCUGUUUCUUCAUCGUUGUAUCGCCCUUUCUCGAGAUUCUGUCUCUCAUUUCCUUCAAUUCAUUCUGUAAAUAUAUCUUUUAUCUUCUGACCAAUUCGUUCUUGAAACCCAUCACACCAUCGGACUUUCGUUUUUGUUUUCAGUCCUUCGAUCUUUGGUUUUUCCCCUUUUGUAGCUUACUUUUUGAAAGCUAGGCCUGUUGGAUGAGUGGCCGUUUCUUUGUCUAUGUCUAUUAUUGCUAAUCGGACAUCACUAUUCACUCGAGUUGAUUUUUCUUCUCCAUAUCUAUCAUGUGUACGACAUGUUGUCACUCUGCAAUUACAACUAUCGACCUAUUUAACAGGCCAACUAUCCGUACUGCCAGAAAAGAAACAGGAGCGGAUUUCUGCGGCAACACGCGCGAUGGACGCGACGUCGACGCGUCCUCCGAAUGUGAACGUGAUCGCCUCCUUUACAUCCUUUACCUUUCUUCGUCGCGCUGCACAAUUGAUCAAUGG